AUGUCGAGCGUUAUAUAUCAACGACAAUGGCUACCUGUAUUUAUGCUUUUAUAUUAUUUAUUAUCGAUAGCACAAUCAUCGGAUUCAUCCUCUGCUAUUCUAAUACAAGAGAGCGCGGCGGAUGCGACAAAUCAGUCACUCUUCUGGGGAACUUAUCGCCCUAAUCUCUACUUUGGUACAAGAACGCGAGUACCAGAAUCACUUAUGUCUGGGUUAAUGUGGUUUGGUGUGAAUGACUUUGUUGGAUGGAAAGAGAUACGCUAUGCAUGCGAUCAAAACGAUGGAUUGACAGAAUAUGGAUAUAAAAAACACGAUGGCAGGUCUCUUGCUAUUCAGACGCUGACUGACGAGAAGAAUAACGUGACCUUGAAAACUGAAUUCAUAAAGGUCCGUGGCGGUGUGCACGGCGGCAGUUGGGGGGUAAGAAUAUCUGGAACGCCUACACAUGAUGGGCCCUCCAGAAUAUCCGUAAUUUAUCAUUUCGGAUUAGAAGGAGAUGGAACUAUUGAUCUGGUCAAUGAAUUAGACGAGGGGGGAAUAAGUAAUCCAGUCAGACUUCAUGGAGAUUCUCCUGAUCUUGGGAAGUUUACUAUCAGUAUUGAAGAUGGUCCCAAUAGUAAUAUACCUGGUAACAUACCCGACAACUUUACUCCUGAUUUAUCCAAAACUCAAUAUUGGGGAAGUCUAAUUCCAGAGGGUGAUAUAUGGCGUGCCGAAGAUUAUAUUGCUGGAAAUAUUAUGGAUACAGUUAAGGAAAAGGACGGGGUAAUCGCAGACAUUGAGCAUACUCCACCCUCCGCAGUUCUUACGUUGCAGAAUAGGGUUCGUUCAGAUUCGAAUUUUUACGCAUUUCAGAAGUUUUUUGAAGCCCCAUUCCAGUUUGACAUCUAUUUUAAUUCUGAAUCAGCUGAAUCUGAGCUUAAUGCUGGUACCUUCUCUGAAGCUCUUCAGUCAUUUGAAUCCUCAUUCGAUGAUCGUUUUGAACAGACAUUCCAAUUGCAAUCAAAAGGCUUUAAUGCUGAUCAAAUAUCAUUCGCAAAGGCAAUUAUGAGUAACUUAUUGGGAGGAAUUGGAUACUUUUACGGAUCCAGUAUAGUAGAUAGAGCAUAUCAAGAAGAAUUUGAAAAUGACGUUGGGUUUUGGAUAGAGAAACGAACAGCAAACCCGCAAUUAACUCCUCCAAGUGUAUUAUUUACUGCUACGCCAUCACGCCCAUUUUUCCCAAGAGGAUUUUAUUGGGAUGAAGGCUUUCACAAUAUGCUCAUUGGAAAGUGGGAUAAUGAUUUGAGUCUUGACAUUAUUAAGCAUUGGGUUGCUCUAAUUGACAAUGAUGGAUGGGUCGCACGUGAACAAAUACUGGGAGAAGAAGCACGAAGUAAAGUGCCGCCAGAAUUUCAGACACAAUAUCCUCACUACGCGAAUCCGCCCACAUUGUUGAUGGCAAUUAGAGCAUUUAUAGAACGAAUGAUUAACGCGAAGGAAGGCAAUAUAAACAUAAACGACGUGAUUAAUCAGGAAAUAUUGCCCAGUGAAAUUAUAUCAACAAAUGACCAGACCAUUAUUAGAGACAGACAUUUGUAUGAUCGUGAGCUGGGUGAACUAUUCUUACGACAAAUAUAUUAUAAAUUACGUGCUAAUUAUCGUUGGUUCAGAAGAACUCAGUGGGGAGAGAUUAAAGGCUGGGGAAGAAAGGCCCCUAGUCAUGAAGCGUAUCGGUGGAGAGGUCGCACGCCUGGGCAUACUUUGACAUCUGGUCUUGACGAUUAUCCUCGACCAUCGCCUCCGCAUCCAGCUGAACUUCACGUUGACCUGAUAUGCUGGGUUGGAUUCAUGGCAAGGUCACUGAGGGAUAUAGCCGAGCAAUUGAAUGAAGAGGACGAUUACGAUGACUUUGAUGAAGAGUAUCAUAAUAUAGUAGAAAAUAUUCAUGCUUUGCAUUGGAGUGAAAAGUAUCAAGCCUUCUGUGAUCUCUCUGUUGAUGAGAAAGGUGAAUCAAUCCACGUCUGUCACAAGGGAUAUUUGUCAUUAUUCCCAAUGCUCUUAGAAAUCCUACCAAGCGAUUCACCUAAACUCGGGGCUAUUCUUGAUCUCAUACAUGACCCGAACGAGCUAUGGUCUGCAUACGGUGUUAGGUCACUCUCUAAAUCGGACAAAUUCUUUAACACGGGAGAAAAGUACUGGCGUGGACCUAUUUGGAUUAAUAUAAAUUACUUGGCGUUAUCAGCUCUUCACCGGAAGUAUGCAGCCGAUCCAGGACCAUAUCAAGAAAAGGCGAGGAUUAUUUACAAGGAAUUAAGGGAUAUCAUCAUUAACAAUGUCUAUAAGGAAUAUAAGCGCACUGGAUACGUCUGGGAACAAUAUUCAUCCAGCACCGGUCGAGGAAAAAGAAGUCAUCCAUUCACUGGCUGGACUUCUCUCGUAACGUUGAUUAUGGCCGAAACUUAUUAA
Paraglomus brasilianum is the source of this 2448-nucleotide messenger RNA. The record is from the annotation of a GenBank genome assembly. Lineage: Eukaryota; Fungi; Glomeromycota; Glomeromycetes; Paraglomerales; Paraglomeraceae.